Conger conger (European conger) is the source of this 3778-nucleotide messenger RNA. RefSeq names its product casein kinase I-like. Gene Ontology annotation, molecular function: ATP binding; protein serine/threonine kinase activity. Gene Ontology annotation, biological process: endocytosis; peptidyl-serine phosphorylation; signal transduction. The record is from RefSeq and is a predicted model, not a curated record. Lineage: Eukaryota; Metazoa; Chordata; Actinopteri; Anguilliformes; Congridae. Bases 224 to 1477 code for a protein of 417 amino acids. Gene Ontology annotation, cellular component: nucleus; cytoplasm. The transcript has 11 exons.
GUCAGACUGCUACAGACUGUCAUUCGAGUAGAAGCGUCUCAGGGAGUAGAGUAACAACAGCGAGGACAACCGACGGAAGAAGAGGAACAUUUGGGGUAUGAGAGCCGUCAGAAUCUGGUCCCAUCCUGCGCUGCCCACGGCCCAGUCUGACUGACAACCACCGGAUCAGUAACGACCCUGACCCACCUCUCAGAAAAACACAAUAUCGGGCACACGGGUCACCAUGGAGCUGAGAGUGGGGAAUAAGUACAGGCUGGGGAGAAAGAUUGGGAGCGGCUCCUUUGGGGACAUUUACCUGGGUGCCAACAUUGCAACCGGAGAGGAAGUGGCCAUCAAGCUGGAAUGUGUGAAGACCAAACACCCACAGCUCCACAUCGAGAGCAAGUUCUACAAGAUGAUGCAGGGAGGAGUGGGUAUCCCCUCCAUAAAGUGGUGCGGGGCAGAGGGGGACUACAACGUGAUGGUGAUGGAGUUGCUGGGGCCCAGCCUUGAGGACCUCUUCAACUUCUGCUCCCGCAAGUUCAGCCUGAAGACUGUGCUUCUGCUGGCUGAUCAGAUGAUCAGCCGUAUAGAAUACAUCCACUCCAAGAACUUCAUCCACCGAGAUGUCAAACCCGACAACUUCCUGAUGGGCCUGGGGAAGAAGGGGAACCUGGUUUACAUCAUCGACUUUGGGCUGGCCAAGAAGUACCGCGACGCCCGAACUCACCAGCACAUCCCCUACCGCGAGAACAAGAACCUGACCGGCACCGCCCGCUACGCCUCCAUCAACACCCACCUGGGCAUAGAGCAGUCCAGGCGAGACGACCUGGAGUCUUUGGGCUACGUGCUCAUGUACUUCAACCUGGGCUCCCUGCCCUGGCAGGGCCUGAAGGCCGCCACCAAGAGGCAGAAGUAUGAGAGGAUCAGCGAGAAGAAGAUGUCCACCCCCAUCGAGGUGCUCUGCAAGGGCUACCCCUCGGAGUUCUCCACCUACCUGAAUUUCUGUCGCUCCCUGCGUUUCGACGACAAGCCCGACUACUCGUACCUGCGGCAACUCUUCAGGAACCUGUUCCACCGACAGGGGUUCUCCUACGACUACGUAUUCGACUGGAACAUGCUUAAAUUUGGGGCGAGCCGGACGGCGGAGGACGGCGAGAGAGAGCGAAGGGUCGGCGAGGAGAGGGAUGAGAGGAUUGUGGGAGGUCCCCGGGGAUUGGCUGCUCGGGCGCCGCCCCCAGGGCCCAACCCGCCAGCCGCCAACAGGGUCCGGAACGGACCGGAGGCCGCCGUCUCGAACCCCGCGUCCCGGGUCCCGCAGUCCGGCAACGCGUCCCCUCGAGCCGUGUCCCGCGCGGAGAGGGAGAGGAAGGUGAGCAUGCGGCUGCACCGCGGCGCCCCCGCCAACGUGUCCUCCUCCGACCUCACCGCCCGCCAUGACCAAUCCCGCAUCUCCACCUCACAGGUGAGCAUGCCAUUCGAGCACCUGGGUAAAUGAUCCCUGCGGCUCCUCUCUCACCUGCUGGACUCUUGACAGGGCUUCAAAUGAUACCCCACCCCCCCUUUUUUAACUGCCAAUGGGACAAACGGAAAGAGAGAGAGAGAGAGAGAGAGAAGAUGGAGAGAUGAAGAAAAAGCAGGUCAAACAGUGGAAGAAUGGACAUUUUGCUGAGGACAAACAUGACAGCCCCCCCCUCCCACCUCAAUAUUUGAAAGCUCUACCCGCAAGGAACCCCUUCAGAUCAUUCCAUUACCAUGGUAACCCUGACACACUGCCGCCCACACCCUCCGUACCCUACCCCUGGAUUGGGGAGAAGGCCUGGGUGUUAUUUAUUUCUGGAGGAGGUGAAUGUGGGGGGGGGGGGGGGGGGAUGUGAAAGUUUGUUGAAGAAUGACAUAAAUGGAAUGUCAUCAUUGGCAUAUGCAUACCAGAGUGGACGUGUGAAGUUGGACUUAAUGGGAUGUUGAUUUCGCUUUUUGUUACGUACACAGUGGGAGCCGUGGUGCAACUGCGGAUGUGAAGUUAAGGGGAAAAAAUGUGUUCACAAACACACAUACGCACUUUCAGAUUACAGACCGCUUAUUUUCACUGACGGGUUCAAAUAAACACAGUUCGGUUGCUGUGUAUAAGGUCAUGAAGAUAUACCGGCUUUGCAGAAUCCUCGUUGGACGGUUUUUGUUUUGUGGGGGGCUGAUGAAAACCACAUUCUUUUUUUUAUUUUUUAUUUAAUGUUAUUUUUUUAAAGAUUUGUCUUUUUAUUAGCAAAAACCAGAACAACAACAACUGGAGAGACUGUAUGGGAGGCCAAUGGACAGAUAUGGAACGUGUGUCACCGAAAGGAGAAAGAAUAAGUGAAUUUGAGCCCUUCUUGUUUUUUUCCUUUAUUGGCUGUAAGGAGACCAGCCGCCGUACCACAGCAAGCCUGGGCUUCCCUGCUGGGAUCUGACUGAAGAUUCAAAUUUGUGUUGCUGUGCACCAGGGAGAGGGUGAUCACAUGCUGACGUCACGAGGGGGAAGAGGGGGGGGGGGAAGGGGGAAGAGGUGAGAGAGGCGGAGAGGGAGAAAGAGGGAGAAAGAGGGGGAGGGGCGGAGGGAAAGAGGUCAACCCACCCGCACUCUUGUUCCUCCCCUUUUCAUCCCCCCUUCCUCUCUCCCUCUUCUCUCCUUCACUCCUUCAUAGUUGUCGUUCCUCUGUUUUAAUAAUGGAUCUGAGGGCUACGGGGAGUAAAGGAUUUGCAAAAGGUGCCACAUCUCUCCCAAGCUGUGGUCUGAUUGGAGAACUGGGGCUUUCUUACUGUAUCGCAUCAGGACCUGAGAUGCCCCUUUUGGUCUGUGGUCAUGGUUAUAUUUUUUUAAAUAAUUGUUCUUAUUGUCGACUUUGUCAUUUCAAUGCAUUUUUAGUUUGAGGAGAUGUGCAGUGGAGUGAGAGAAGAGUCAUGGUACACAAUGGAUUUAUGUAUUUUUUUUUCCUUUUUUUUUUUUUUUUUUAAACAAAACUGUAAAUAUUUUUUUGAUUUCUGUGUAAAGCCAAAAUGUGGUUGGUUGUUUUAAGGUGUAAUGUAGAACAAGAGAAUAAGUAAUUGCAUUAAAUGGGCUGGGUUAUAGAAUUAAAAUAAUAAAAUUGAUUCAGUGAGGUGGGAGUAUAGCUGUAGUUACACUGCCAGUUGGGUCAUCUCUUCCCCUUGUUUUAAAUGUUAAGGUGGUAUUGUGAUUACCUUCUAACAGUCUGGAUUUUUCUGAUCUAGUGCACACAGUGUGCAGACUCCCAUGACACAGGUUCUGUUGAUCCUGAAACACGCAUUAUUCGAUCCGCCUUAAGAUUUUACGGAAUGCAAAAGGCCAGCAUAUUAUGUGCUGCUUCCCAUUGGCUAGUCCUCGCUGAUGUCAUCAUUCAGUCUUGUUUUAUUUCUGUCUGUUGUAUAUGAAUGCGCAUGAUACAGGUUUUAACUUUCUGCCCCAAUAAUGCGGGUGCUUUUGCACCGCCUGCAGUGACAGCAUGUUAUUGUAAUUGGUGACAGACCUCUUCUGCUUUAUCCGUGAACUUGUGUCCCAGUAUAGGAGUUUACCGGUGAAUUGGCUGAUGUCAUUUAUGCUGUGACUUCCGGGAACGGGGUUCUGAGGUAGUUUGUGAUGUCACGUCAGCGAAUUUUAAUGAUGUCAUUUCUGUUAAACUGGUUAUGCCACUUGUGUGUGGUCUGCAGUAAAAGAACAACCUUUUUUGGAAACGGCCUGCUUUGGUGACCCACUGGCAGUGUGACACUAUAGUCGGGAGGGAUCCACACUGGGUGGGUUUUUUGU